UAUGCCAUGUGGACUGGCAUCGGAGUAGAGUUGAAGACAACUGACCUCUCCCCUCGUGUCAUCUUCCUUUCAAGAUACGUGGAUGCUCUGCUGACUCAGCCGGUGAUCCUCACGACCCUCUGCCUCAUCAACAAGGCUGACAACUCCAUCCUCGUCUCUCUUGUUGGCAACGACAUCCUCAUGGUCCUCGCCGCCUUCAUCGGUUCCCUCAACGUGGCUCCUUUGAAGUACAUGUGGUGGUUCGCCAGCUUCAUCUUCCUCGUCCUCGUUGUUGUGCAACUCGUUCAGAAGUUGGAGGGUGCAAAUGAUGUGUACAAGAUCCUUACCUACAUCACCAUUGCCAGCUCCUGCAUUUAUUCCAUCGUCUGGCUCCUCGGCUCCGAAGGAACAGCGGCUCUUGGGUUGACUCAGGAGGUUGGACUCAUCACCCUGACUGACCUGGUGUCCAAGCUUGGCUUUGGUCUCUACUUCCUCUUCAACUACGACGCUGCCAUGGGUGAGGACGACACAGAUGCCCAGAACCAGCAGUCUCAGCAAUACGUCUGA
Guillardia theta CCMP2712 is the source of this 546-nucleotide messenger RNA. RefSeq lists its product as hypothetical. Gene Ontology annotation, cellular component: membrane. The transcript is spliced from 7 exons. The coding region runs from base 7 to 546 and encodes 179 amino acids. NCBI's taxonomy places the organism in Eukaryota, Cryptophyceae, Pyrenomonadales, Geminigeraceae. The record is from RefSeq and is a predicted model, not a curated record.